This is a messenger RNA of Panicum hallii, 1273 nucleotides long. RefSeq names its product vacuolar protein sorting-associated protein 22 homolog 1. Lineage: Eukaryota; Viridiplantae; Streptophyta; Magnoliopsida; Poales; Poaceae. Gene Ontology annotation, biological process: protein transport to vacuole involved in ubiquitin-dependent protein catabolic process via the multivesicular body sorting pathway. The record is from RefSeq and is a predicted model, not a curated record. Gene Ontology annotation, cellular component: ESCRT II complex. The transcript is spliced from 8 exons. The coding region runs from base 303 to 1058 and encodes 251 amino acids.
GGUUAGAUAGGAGCGCCCCCUCGCGACGCCGCUGAGCAGAGAGCACGACGCCGCCGGUGCCGGGUCUUUCCCCUCUCCGACGGAUCCCGCACCCGCUGUCCCUCGCUCCAACGCCGCCGCUCCUACCUGUUGCAGUGGAGUGGAGAUCCAUCCGGCCGUGGGCUGUUUUAUCUUUUUGUUUCUGACUGAUUAGGUUCUUCAGCGCGAGAGGCCAAUACAUCCUAGGUGUGCAAUUCAGUUCGCAGAAUUUUUGUGGUCCAACUAAGCUCCGUUUGUGCAAGUAACUCACGCCACCGGAAAGCAUGAGAAGGCGGCCGGGGAUCGCUGGCUUGCAGAAUGCGGCGGCUACUCGCGACCAAUUCCGGCUGGUGGGGGAGAAUGUGGCCAAGGUCAGGACCGAUGUGAUGAAGGAGCAACUUGCGACGUUCAGGUCACAGCUCGAGGAAUUUGCUCGCAAGCAUAAGAGCGACAUCCGUAAAAAUCCGAUAUUUAGACAGCAGUUCCAUGAGAUGUGUGCAAAAGUUGGAGUAGAUCCGCUGGCAUCUAAUAAAGGAGUUUGGGCAGAACUUCUAGGGAUUGGUGACUUCUACUAUGAAAUUGGAGUUCAGAUAGUUGACAUAUGCAUUGCAACUAGAUCGCAUAAUGGUGGCCUGAUUGACUUGCUAGAUCUCCGCAAACUUCUCUGUCAGAAGAGAAAAGCUACUCUUGAAUCAUUAUCUGAAGAUGACUGUUUACGUGCUAUAAGUAAGCUAAAAGUCCUUGGUAGUGGCUUUGAAGUAAUUUCUGUUGGGAGGAGAAAGCUUGUGCGGUCAGUUCCUACUGAAUUAAAUAAAGAUCACAGUGGGAUACUAGGGCUAGCACAGGCUGAAGGCUAUGUCACAGUAGAACAAGUUGAAAAAGAAUUCUCAUGGUCUACUGGUCGUGCGAUUGAUGCCCUUGAAACUUUACUUAAGGAAGGACUUGCUAUGAUCGACGAUGGCCACAGGGACGGCAAGCGUAGAUAUUGGUUCCCAUGCGUCACUGUCAGUUCCGACACAACCAGCGGUGAAGCCAAGUAAUACCCUGUGCUAUGUCAAUUUUGCAAACACACUGUCUUUUAUUCUUUUCCAUGUGUCCAUUUCUCUGUGAGGUGUGGAACAACCAGAGCACCUGUGUGUAAGAUGGAUAGAAUAACAUCACACUCCUAAAUAUGAAAAGUGUGAAUUCAUGUUUGUUAUUGUACAAUAUUCAGAAUUCUGAUGGUUAUGGCCUUGUGGGAUGGGAUGUUGUAGCC